This is a messenger RNA of Thlaspi arvense, 243 nucleotides long. Lineage: Eukaryota; Viridiplantae; Streptophyta; Magnoliopsida; Brassicales; Brassicaceae. The record is from the annotation of a GenBank genome assembly.
AUGGAUUCUUGGCAAGCAAAUCCUCCACCGCAAAGAAUGUCCAACUUCCGCAAAGAGUGUCCAACUUCCAUCGAAAGAGUGAAGCGUGAGAUCUUCGGCGUUUUAGCCAAGUCCGUUGUUUCCACCGCCGUGAGUGCCGGUGGUGUGUUCAGGAGGAAAGCUGGAGGUGGUGGUGGUUCUUCCUCCAUUACCACUACUCCGACGAGCGGCUACACUUCCGAUCAGAACAGUGAAUCCUCUUAA